Messenger RNA from Pecten maximus, 4708 nucleotides. RefSeq lists its product as uncharacterized. NCBI's taxonomy places the organism in Eukaryota, Metazoa, Mollusca, Bivalvia, Pectinida, Pectinidae. The transcript is spliced from 13 exons. The record is from RefSeq and is a predicted model, not a curated record. The coding region runs from base 192 to 1787 and encodes 531 amino acids.
UACACCGAUAGGGUGGAACUUGGUCAGUUAACACCAGUUUUGAAUGGCCAAGGGUAAACGUCAGUUUAACGGACUGAACAGGAUAUGAAGACAAGCUGUAAAGCUUAUGUUAAACCUCUUCCCUUCAAUUGAAAGAGGUAUGGUCGUUUUCCGCUUAUCCUGACCUACGGCGAUAGUACAGAAACAACAAGAUGUCGCUAUCAUUGAAGUAUCGGACGUCCUUGUGUGUAAUUGGACUCCUCGUUUCUGUGUUUUAUAUACUUUGUCAAUUCAUGGAAUCACCAGUCCAGCCUACAACAAAUACUCGUAAAGCCGCUACUCAAAACGUCCCAAUGACCAUGACACAUCGAGGGGCCGAAAAAGGAGUAUCUAGCGACACAGCGCCAUUUGCACUUUACGAUGCAGAGCGAUUCAAAGACGAUGCUAUCCUCCAAAAGGAAAUACGUGUGGAUUCUGCUUAUAGGAUCGGAGCCUCACAAUACAAACGAAUCCGCCACGUCGUACAGAGUAGGCUCAGGGAUGUACGUGUCGAGAGUUUACAGAAAAUGUCUAUGGAAGUAGUAUCCGAGAUCUACCAUAGAUAUAUGAACACGCUUCAGUUUUUCUGUCCAAACAAGGAUAUGUUGGGAGGUGUCGGUUCGGGUCGAUACGUCUGUACUGGUUUCUCUACAAACGGGAAAUGUCUUGUGUACGAUAUCACCGAUAAGGAGAAAAAUGUGUUCUUUAAAACAGAUGUUGAGGAUCUGUACAAAUGUGAACAAAGACAGCUGAAAACAAGUGAUAUUAGAACAGAAAUGGAAAGUUUGAACCUGGAGACACCUCUCACAAACAUGUUAACCCGUGAGGGAAGAAUCGAUGUCCUUUUAAUACGAGGUGACGGAGCAGGCGACAUUGCUAAUGGACUUCUCCAACGCGGGGUUCUACGUCACGUCGACCAGCUGUCCGUAGACUUCCACGCAGUGAAUAACGUCACUUCCGUUUCCAACUACAUCAAUCAAAUACUACUCUUAAAAACUCUUUACGGUGAAGGAUUCAGAAUCUACCAUUUUGAAAGAGAUCCGAAACAUGUCUUCUCAGACAAUCCUUGGCGGACAGGAGGAUACACGCUAAAUAUGAUGAGAGAGAGAAGAGUAGACGGCCCGCUAGGUGUUCCCAUCACGGUGAAAAAUUCGACUAAAAAACAGUUGCUCAACCAAUUGUUCAGCUACCUAUUGACGAGCGAGGUACUCUGUAAAGAAAUACUACGGGUUGGUGACAUUGACGAUGGCGGCUGGGAUGUAUGUGUCGAUGAUAAAUACAGACCGUCCUCACCAUGUCUAGUCUACUCAUUCGGUAUUGGACUAAUGGACCAAAGACGAUCUCAACUACAAUGGUUCCACAAUCUCGGAUUGUCCGGCCAAAAUGGCACCAUUAAAAUGGAAGGCGUCGAAUGGAGCAUGAUGAAUUUGAAAUCGAUUCGGACAAUGUUGGGACAUAACAAUCGUCAAAUUGACAUUUUGAAAAUGGACAUAGAGCGAUCAGAAUGGCAAUCCCUACCCAACAUUCUGGAAACCGGAAUUUUAAAGGAUGUCAAACAAUUUUACAUGGAAGUUCAUUUUCUCGCCAAUAGUUGGUCUGUCAAUAUCUUCGCCGACUAUUUAGAAUUACUGAGACAAAUACAUAAUAUGGGGUUCCGGCUUUUCUGGUCUCAUCCAAAUCAAGUACCGGAAAAUGUUGGAAAGUCGGAGUUUAACGAUCGAAUUGUGUCGGCGUGUUACGAAUUAUAUUACGUUAAUAUAAAUAAGUAACGGUUAUAGUAUACGUGAGUGAGUGUGUGGGAAGGAAGGAAGGAAGGAAGGAAGGAAGGAAUCGUCUAUAUGAUGAGUUUUAUAGGCGGAAAAAUCCAAACUCUUUGGUUAAGGCAGGGGGCAGGGCUAUCAAUUGUUAAGCCAGUUUCAAUUGAAAAAUCGAAUUUAUCUUGUAAUUGGGCUUCAUUACCGGAAUAUCUACUUAUCUAUAAAUACAAAGUUUGAUAUAACAGUAAUUGGCAAUUAAACGUUGCAGUCAGUAUUUAACUAACUAUAGACUCUCGUUUAAUUUGAACAAGCGCAGUAGUCCUCCAUCCCAGCAUGCUACUGGCUCAAUAUCAUGACGCCGCACCACGGCAUUAUCUCACUUGCCCCUUCGGCCGAACCAAUGUUGAUACGAAGAACAACGGGGACAUCACAUUCAAUUCAAUCUAUUUAUUCCAAAUGCAACACAGCAUAUAGGAUAACACAAUAUUCAUAUAAUAUGUAUACAUAUUGCAACUUGAAUGACAAGAUGGCGGAGGGCCCAACACAGGCAAUAUACUUACGACACAUAAUAAUGAAUAACAUAUUGCUUUUGAAAACUUGUAACUGAUGCAUAACAAUUACAGCGUCUACGUAUUGCAUGCCUAUGACGUCAUGACAGUAUGACGACAUAAUUUAAACAUGUACUAUUCAAUAUAAAUAACAUACUUUCUACAUACAUAUAUAAUGUAUAUACAAGAACACUACAUAUGAAAACUGUGAUCAUAAUUUCCAAAACGCAUUUAAUUUAGUUACUUACAAGGAGAGUUUUUCUUUCUGCAGUGGCAUGUAACAAAAAUUUACCCAAUCUAUUCAAGGUUUUAACACUUUUACUGGAAAAUAAUUCUAUCAAUUUAUAAACACUUGGACGAGAAUAAUAAUACUUUUUGAUGUAUGUUUUUCUUAGUUCAGAAUAUGCAGGACAAAGAAGCACAAAAUGUACUUCGUCCUCGACGUCAUUUUUGUCACAAACUGUGCAAACUCUUUGACUUCUAGGUAUUUUAUUGUAGCGCCCAGAUUCAAUAUUUAGACUGUGUCCUUGCAUACGGAAUUGACUCAAUAACUUUUUAAAUUUAUAAUUAAUUGGCUUAAUAAGAUAAAAUUGAGUAUUGAAGGUAUCCACAAUAUGUUUGUAUAAAUAACAUUUCGACGAUAUAUCAAACGCACUGCGUAAUUCUUGAAUAAAUACAUCAUGAACACGCUGGACAUAUACUUGCAUAAAAUGACUUUCAUUUAAAACGUAUUGGCUGUUCCAAAUAUAACCAAAACCUAAACUACAAAGCUCAUUUUUAAUAUGAUAAACCCAAUUACUUUUACAAUUAGGUUUUUUAUUAUUCAAUUCGACAAGUGCGUCAUAACAUGAUUUUAAAACACAAUUAUUGGUUUUUAGUAAUUUCAGCCAAUAUUUCAUUACUGCUAUUUUACGUUGCACAUACAAUGAAUAUCUACCAGUUUCGAAGAAGACCAUAGAAGAAUUUACCGAUUUCUUAACAUUAAGUAAGUCUUUGAGAAAAAAAAGAUGAAUUUUUUCAAUUUGUGGUGAAACAGCUUGUCCCCAUACUUCACAUCCGUAAUUCAAAACACAUGCAACAUAAGUGUCAAAUAAAGACAUUUUCGUUUCAAUAUUAAGGGUGAACACUUUCAUUUUUCUUUUUAAAUGAUAAUAUGCUUUUCUUCCUUGGGAAGCCAAAGUAUAUAAUGCUGCAGUGAAUCUACCGUUAAAGUUAAAAAUCAGGCCAAGGUAACAAAACUUAUCGACAAUUUCUAUAGGGUUUCCAUUAAAAGUCCAGUUUUCAGAGGGUAGCAUUCUUUUUCUUUUCCUAAAAACAACAAUUUUUGUUUUAUCAGUGUUUAUUUUUAAGUUCCAUUUAAGAGUAUAAGUCUGUAAACUAUCAAGCAUAUUUUGGAGGUCGGUAACGUCCUCUGAAAACAAGACUGUAUCGUCUGCGUACAUUAACAUAAAGAGGUUAAUCAGCUGUAAUGAGUAACUUUGACAAUUAGAAUUUAUAAAAUGACUUUCCAUAUCGUUUACAAAAAGAGAAUAGAGCAUUGGGGAUAAAGGUUCUCCUUGCAAUAAUCCGACAUGCAAAUCGAACAUGGCGGAUAAUUUACCAUUUAGUUUAACACAGGAACGUACAUUAUCGUAAAUUGAUUUAAUUACAUUCAGUAAUCGCCCUCUAAUACCAUUUCUCAAGACCAGGAGAGAAUAGCAACAGUCACACAAAACAUUAAAUCUAAAUAGGUUAAUCUGCCGACGGAAUAUAGGUAAACAUGGAUACCAGUAAAAUGCACAAUGAAUAUAAGACCUCGCACAACUUUCGUCAAUUUUUCUGAAUGCGUGUUUAGCCUUACGUUGCCAAUGGGACAGCAUCGCUGGGUUUUAAGGAGAGAAAUAGUUAAUGUGCGUUCCUUAAAUUCAUCAAUGCUUUUCCGUGACAAUAAACUUAUAUUUUUAAGCGUCUUCUGAUCCAUAAUAACACGCGCCGUGUACAGUUAGGUCAAACCAGGCAAGGUCGCUUUUUCAAAUCUAGAACAAGGUAGUGACAACGAAAGUACCAGACAUACAUAUUGCUUUCAACCAGUUGACGGUAGGAAUCAAGAUGUAAUUAUUUUCUCUUUGAGGUGGCACUACCGGUACUUGUACGUGUAAAUGGACUUAUGUUUAACGUGUACGUCUCAUUCAGGCGACACGGGUAACAGCUAGCACACGUAAUGUUUUUAUUCUAUUAAUGAGAUAGGUAUAGGUAAGUGAGGAAUUUGUAUGUGUGUGCGAAAUGUGUGUUUUUGUGUCUUUGUUGUUUUGUUUUAUAUUAUUUAUCUAUUUUUUUAUUUUUUUUUUCAUUCAUGAUGUUUUUUAAUAAACAUAUCAGUCAGUGCCUAUGUCGCAGUGAAAUAUA